This is a messenger RNA of Mollisia scopiformis, 950 nucleotides long. RefSeq lists its product as uncharacterized. The transcript has a single exon. The coding region runs from base 279 to 812 and encodes 177 amino acids. Gene Ontology annotation, molecular function: sterol binding. The record is from RefSeq and is a predicted model, not a curated record. Gene Ontology annotation, biological process: intracellular sterol transport. NCBI's taxonomy places the organism in Eukaryota, Fungi, Ascomycota, Leotiomycetes, Helotiales, Mollisiaceae.
CAGUAAGUCAAUCACGACCAUUGAUGGCAUCAUGAAUCAUCUUGAUACUUCAACUUCUUCGGUGGCAAACGAACGAAAAUUAUACACGGUAGUACCCGUCUAAUGCAAGACAUCUUAUCGUGGCUGAGACAAGAUCUAAAAACAAAUCAUCAUCGGUCAGUUGUCACUUGAACCACCCAACCUCCAACCUCAUCUCAACAUCCUCUUCCACCAUCCAUCAGAUCUCUUUCUGACCCUUCCCUUUCAUUCCAACAUAAUCAUCACACCACUUCCUCAAGAUGCAUUUCUUUAUCACGGCCCCGCUACUCGCUGGCUUAGCUUCCGCUGGCUUCAUCGACACGAUCGAAAGCAUCAUAAAGACAUCCGAGCCCGUCGAAGCACUCUCAGAAUGGUCAUACACCAACUGCGGCACGGACACGGAUGCUAUUAGUCUCCACUCCUUCACCCUGUCGCCAGACCCACCUGUCCCCGGCUCCCCGCUCACGGCCACCUUCGACUUCACAGCCAACAGCGAGAUCCUCGAAGGAGCAUACGUCGAUAUCGAUGUCAAAUUAGGAUUCAUAAUCUUGUUGAGCAAAACUAUCGAUCUUUGUGACGACAGCGAGGAUGGAGUGUUGUAUGAUACCGGGGUUAGUUGUCCGAUUGCGGCAGGGGAUUAUGUUUUGACGAAGAAUGUGGAUUUGCCUGCUGAAAUCCCGCCUGCGAAGUUCACGGUGGAGAGUCGUGGAUAUACUUUUGAUGACCAGGAUAUGUUCUGUGUCGAUGUUGUGGCAAAUUUCAUGACAACGGUAGCGGUUCGUGAGGGUUUGUGAUAAGCGAUUAUAUUGCCAUUGUUGAGACGGAGGGGCAUCAUGAAUGGAAUAAGAAUGAGAACGGAGCCUAAGAUCCUAUGUUAUGAAGAUUGAGCUUGUGAUAGAGUUGGAUGAAGUUAUAAUAAGAUUAGAGUAUGC